Balaenoptera acutorostrata (minke whale) is the source of this 2940-nucleotide messenger RNA. RefSeq names its product transmembrane protein 175 (gene TMEM175). Gene Ontology annotation, molecular function: potassium ion leak channel activity; proton channel activity. Lineage: Eukaryota; Metazoa; Chordata; Mammalia; Artiodactyla; Balaenopteridae. Gene Ontology annotation, cellular component: endosome; lysosome. The coding region runs from base 1543 to 2796 and encodes 417 amino acids. The record is from RefSeq and is a predicted model, not a curated record. The transcript is spliced from 9 exons.
GACAGUCUGCAGCGUCUGGUGUGCGGGCGAGGGUCCAGGAGGCGCAGGCCCCGAGCUCGAGGCCGGGCUCCGCUCGGGCGUACCUGGCUGGGAGGGCCAGGCCGUCCGCCGCGUCCCCCAGCGAUGCCAUCCAGCCCCGGUGCCCUCGCGCUGAGCCCUGAGAAAGGCAGGAGCGCCUGGAGGCUGGCGCGGACUGUGGCGGCAGGCGUCGCGGGGAAGCUCCCUGGGCUGUCUGUCUGUCACGCUGGCGUGCCCCUCAGAGCAGGUGCUUGGGGAGCAGAGGGUGGCCGGCCUGCCGGGCGUGGGCCUGCGCCAUGAGCAGGGAGGUGAGUGGGAAAUGAGGUUUUUCCAUUGCUAGUCAGUUGGAAUAUUUCCAUUUUAUAAGUAAAAUAGCCACACGUCGCAGCACCUCAGAAACCGGACGUGAUUCCGGGAGACGUUCGGAGUUCGUGGGCGUGUGUGUGUGCGAGCACAGCUCUCUGGGCCCCUCACGUCGAGCACGGGUCACCUCUGGGCUCCAGGAUGCGCAGUGCUGGCCCAGGACGUGUGGCCGUGGUCUGGCUGCUGCCCAGCCAGCAGAUUUAGCCUGGACACUGCCGGGAGUCAUCUGUGGGAGGUGAUAUCGCUACUUCUCGUAGGGUUUGGAUGAGAAUUAAACAGAAAUGAUGGUCGAGCCUGACCUUGGCAACUGGCACCUGGCGCGGUGAGCAAAGGGCCCCGUGCGGCUUCCUCUGCUCCGGGGCACCCCCUCCCCAAAGGGGGCCUGGGGGCUGCGCUCCGGCCAAGCUCAGGAAAGCCGUGUGCCCACCGGGGGCCUCGACGCUCUCCUGGCUGUGCCUGCUCCAGAACCUUCUGGGGCCCUCGGUGCCACCAGUCUCAGAACAGGGUGGUGGGUGUGCACGUGAGAUGCGGGGGGUGAUGGGAUGCGCGGGCCUGGAGCUCCUUGCCUCUCUGCGGUCGGGGUCGUGACCUCCGUUGACCCACGAGAGGGCUCUGAGCCAGAAGGUUCCACAGUGGCAGGGAGACUCCUUCAGGGAAGGUGCCGAGGACCCUCCUGACACGAAGGAGAAGGUUCAUCAAGGCCAGAGGACCCAGGGAUCUGGAAACAGUGCUGCUCAUGUGGUCUCAGACGACCAGCAGACACGGGCAAGGCACCGGUUUUGCAUUUGGAGUUUUUGCUGACAAAGCUUAAACCCUCCCCCGGCCUGGGGGCCCAGCUUCCUGUGCAGCCCAUCACCUGGCAUCCAGACACCGCGGCCCUCUCGCCAGGCCUCGCAGUUGCUGUUCGAUCACUUACCCGGCGACGCCGUGACUUCGUGUGGCUGCACGGCCUGUGGCCACCCCGCCGGGAUCCUGGGAGAGGCUCGACGAAUCCUCUCUGCCUCCAGAGCGGGCAUUUCGGGGGGCCUGCCAUGUUGGGAAGAUGGGGAGCCUCCGGAGGGGCCUCAGGGACAGCCCGGGACUGAGGCUGAGCCUUGGUGGGGGGAGGAGUUUGACAAGAGUGUCCAGAAACUUCUAGCCACGAGGAUCGCUGUGUACCUGAUGACCUUCCUCAUCGUGACCGCGGCCUGGGCGGCACAUACGAGAUUGUUCCAAGUUGUUGGGAAAAUAGACGAUACGCUUGCCCUGCUUAACCUGGCCUGCAUGAUGACCAUCACCUUCCUGCCGUUCACAUUUUCCUUGAUGGUGGCCUUCCCCGAGGUGCCUCUGGGCAUUCUCCUGUUCUGUGUGUGUGUGAUGGCCGUCGGGGCCGUGCAGGCGCUGAUCGUGGUCUACGCCUUCCACUUCCCCCACCUGCUGAGCCCCCAGAUCGAGCGCUCGGCCCACCAGGCCCUCUACCGGCAGCACAUCCUGGGCAUCAUUCUCCGGGGCCCGGCGCUGUGCUUGGCUGCGGCCGGCUUCUCCCUCUUCUUCUACCCAGUGUCGUACCUGCUGAUGGCGACGGUCAUCUUCCUGCCCUACGUCAGCAAGGCCGCCGGCUGGUGCAGAGCCAGGCUUGUGGGCCCCAGGGAGCCCCCGGCUCGCAGCCUGGAGAUCUUCACCUUCGACCUGCACGAGCCGCUCAGCAAGGAGCGGGUGGAGGCCUUCAGCGACGGGGUCUACGCCAUUGUGGCCACGCUGCUCAUCCUGGACAUCUGUGAGGACAACGUCCCGGACUCCAAGGACGUGAAGGAGAAGUUCCACGGCAGCCUAGUGGCGGCGCUGGGUGCGUCCGGGCCGCACUUCCUGGCCUACUUCGGCUCCUUCGCCACGGUGGGCCUGCUCUGGUUCGCCCACCACUCGCUCUUCCUGCACAUCCGCGAGGCCACGCAGCCCAUGGGGCUGCUCAACACGCUCUCGCUGGCCUUCGUGGGCGGCCUGCCCCUGGCCUACCAGCAGACGUCGGCCUUCGCGAGGCGGCCGCACGACGAGCUGGAGAGCGUACGAGUCAGCUGCGCCAUCAUCUUCUUCGCCAGCAUCUUCCAGUUCGCCAUCUGGACCACGGCGCUGCUGCAGGAGGGCGAGACGCUGCAGCCGUCGGCGCGGUUCGGGGGCCGGGAGCACGCGUUCAUGUUCGCCAAGCUCGUGCUGUACCCCUGCGCCAGCCUGCUGGCCUUCGCCUGCACCUGCGUGCUGAGCCGGUUCAGCACGGCCAUCUUCCACGCCAUGCAGAUCGCCGUGCCCUUCGCCUUCCUCGUGUCGCGGCUGCUGGUGCGCCUGGCGCUGGCCGGCCUGCGGGGCCUGCGGGGCCUGGCCCGGCCGGCACCGGGGGCCGCGGACGACGCGCAGUCCCCGCUCCUCCCUGCUCCCUGCUAGCACGGCCCCGGCCCCCGCCUGAGGUCCGAGUGUCCGGCGGGUGGCCCGGCCUCGGGUUUUGUCUUCCUUGUGAAGUUUCAUGCUCUACUUCAGCCCCUCAGAUUGUCUUCCACUGUUGCAGAGAAGAGUCUCGCAGGAGCGUCA